AUGUGCUCUCACUGUGGGGCUGGGUUCAGACAAUCAUGUGAUCUUCAUAAUCACCAGCAGAUUCACACUGGGGAAAGACCAUUCACCUGCUCUCAAUGUGGGAAGACAUUUGCUCAGAAAUCCACCCUGCUCAAACAUCAGCGAAUUCACACAGAGGAUCGACCUUAUAAAUGCCCAGACUGUGCUAAGUGCUGUAAAAGUUCUGGGGUUCUGAUGUCCCAUCAACGUGUUCACACUGACGAGAGACCAUUCAGGUGCCGUCACUGUGGGAGUCGGUUUAAGUGGUCAUCCCAACUCACUGUUCUCACAGAGGAGAGACCUUCUCAGUGUCCAGAAUGUGGGAAGUGCUACAAAAUCUCAGUGGAUCUGGUGACCCAUCAACGUGUUCACGCCAAUGAGAAACCGUUCAGGUGCUCUCACUGUGGGGCUGGGUUCAAGUGGUUAACCCAACUCACUAUACAUCAGCGAUCUGACACUGGGGAGAGGCAGUUCACUUGCACUGAGUGUGGGAAGAGAUUUGCUGUGAAAUCCAACCGGCAAGAAACACCGGCAAGUUGA
Messenger RNA from Rhincodon typus (whale shark), 558 nucleotides. RefSeq names its product oocyte zinc finger protein XlCOF6.1-like. The transcript has 2 exons. NCBI's taxonomy places the organism in Eukaryota, Metazoa, Chordata, Chondrichthyes, Orectolobiformes, Rhincodontidae. The coding region runs from base 1 to 558 and encodes 185 amino acids. The record is from RefSeq and is a predicted model, not a curated record.